Messenger RNA from Callorhinchus milii (elephant shark), 1344 nucleotides. RefSeq names its product protein Wnt-5a-like. NCBI's taxonomy places the organism in Eukaryota, Metazoa, Chordata, Chondrichthyes, Chimaeriformes, Callorhinchidae. The record is from RefSeq and is a predicted model, not a curated record. Gene Ontology annotation, molecular function: cytokine activity; frizzled binding. The transcript is spliced from 8 exons. Gene Ontology annotation, biological process: neuron differentiation; canonical Wnt signaling pathway; multicellular organism development. Bases 1 to 1344 code for a protein of 447 amino acids. Gene Ontology annotation, cellular component: extracellular region.
AUGCGCAUUGGUAACGUGCAGCACAGGGCUAUAGGCGGGCACACGCUCGCAGUAUACGAGAGCUACCCAACCCAGCAGCAGCGUUACCUGCUGCUGGGUUGGGUCUGGCCAGGGGACGGGCUGCCAUCUUACUCGUCAGGAUCAGGAGAUCGAAUCCACGACCUCCCGUCGCCGCUGGCCACGAUUGCGAUGAGUUCUCUCCGACACACGAGCUGCUCCCCGCUGCUGCUGGGACUCUGCACCUUGGCACAGCUGUGGGCAGUCGCGGGCGCCUCUUGGUGGUCGCUGGCACUGUGGGCUCCCAACUUCGACCCCUCCGAGUAUCAGCUGCUGUGCAUCAUGGCGCCGGGGCUAUCCCCCGAACAACGCAGAAUAUGCCGGCAGCACCCGAUCCACGUGCCGCACGUGGCCGAGGGUGCCCGGCUGGCGCUCGCCGAAUGUCAGCACCAGUUCCGGGCCAAGCGGUGGAACUGCACCACGCCCGGCGCGGAAGAUGCUCUCGACCCCAUAGCUCGGUCAGGCUCGCGCGAGGCCGCCUUCGUCUCCGCCAUAACCGCCGCCGGAGUUGUCCACGCGGUGGCGCGCGCCUGUGGCCAGGGGGCGCUGCGGGACAUCUGCCCCUUGGCGAUUCCUCAAACCAUGAGGCUGCUGUACAACACCCUGGGCUAUGGAGACGCCCUCGUAUACGGAUACCAAUUUGCCAAGCGGUUCGUGGAUGCGAGCGAACACGAUCGCAGGAGGCUUGGAGGAGGAGGAUGGCAGUCUUUGGCGAAACUCGUCCAGAUGAAUUUGCACAAUAACGAGGCCGGCCGGCUGGCGGUGUACAAUCUGGCAUCCGUUGACUGCAAGUGCCACUUUGAAUUUGGCAUCUGCGUGCUCCAGGUCUGCUCGCCGCAUCUCGCCGACUUUCGCAAAGUUGGAAACUUUCUGAAGGAAAAGUACGACACAAGUUCCGCCAUGCGGUUGGUGAGCCACAAGAGGAGCGGUCGUCGCGGCGGUGCAGCCGGUGCCGUUACCGGCGGUGCCACCCGCUGGUCCCGCUGGCGUCUGGAGCCGGUGAACGAGUGGUUGACGGCGCCCACGGCGAGCGAGCUGGUGCACGUGAGCGCCAGCCCGAACUACUGCGAGCGCGACGACGCCAGCGGCAUCCCCGGCGCGGUGGGGCGGCGGUGCAACGUCACCUCCGAGGGCACCGAGGGAUGCUCCGUCAUCACGUGCUGUGACAGAGGAUACGACAUCUCGCAAGUCACGGUGGAGAAGCAGUGCGGAUGCAAGGAACAACUCCGCUGGAACGUCAGGUGCAAGCUGUGCCCAUCGACCGUCGAUCAAUAUUUCUGCAAGUAG